AUGACAGCAUUCUUCUUGUAUGUUCUUCUAAGAACUGACGAUGGAAAACCUGCUAUAUUUAGCUCAUUGUAUAUAGCAUUAAAUAAUAUAAAAAGAAAUAGACAUUAAAUUGCUUAAACAGCGAAAUUUCCUUAUACAUUUUAACAAUAUGUGAAAAAAUGGAUAUAACCGUUUCUUUCAUUAUAUUUCAUUAAAAAGUAGUAUAUUUAUGAAAUUGAUCAUUCGAAGGUACCCUGAUCAAAGUUGUAAAUGCCUACUUUGUAUAAUAAUAGCUAUUUCAAAAAAUUAAUAAGCAUUCUAAAAAAAACAUAUUUAGCAUUUAAAGUUAACGAAACAUUCCAUCCUAUUUGUACAGUUUAUUUUAUUGUAAACAGAUACGUCCCAUUAGAUAAUAAAUGUUAUUAUUACUACAAAAAUUUUGUGGCCUUAAAUUGUGGUUACUUUCGAUUUUGUGCACGCUGCAUGUCUUUUUAUGACAAAGAUCAAAUUUCUUGUAUUUACAUAAUAAACAUAUAUUCGAAAUGGAACGACGAAUUUCAACGUAUUAUAUUUUUUAAAAAGCCAACGUUGCUUGAAAAUCGUAGUAUAUUUUCUAACUCUACGUUACAAUUUAAUUGGGUUAAAAGCUAA
This is a messenger RNA of Heterotrigona itama, 630 nucleotides long. The record is from the annotation of a GenBank genome assembly. NCBI's taxonomy places the organism in Eukaryota, Metazoa, Arthropoda, Insecta, Hymenoptera, Apidae.